CAUCCAUUCCGAAAUACACAAAAGUGGUGGGCGCACGUGUUGGUUGUGCGCGAUAUCUGUAGCAAACGAUAGCACAUUUCAAAAAAGAAUGGGUAGGAAACGGAACAAGAAGCAUCAUAAAAAUGAGAGCAGGACCGAUCGAUCUCAAAGGAAGGUCGAGAAUGGAACCACUACAUACACAGACAUAGUAAAAACUAAUACAGCGUUUGAAAAAUACUACAAGGCUCAAGGCAUAGUUCCUGAAGACAAGUGGGAUGACUUCAUGCGUUCAUUACGCACCGGAUUACCAGUUGCAUUCCGUAUCACUGGAUAUUUACCUGAAUCAAACCACUUACUCAACAUCGUCAAGAGUGAAUACUUCAAGAGCCUUCUAAGUGUUGGGGACAAUGCAGAAUCUGGCAAACCAACAGCAUUGUCUUGGUACCCCAAUGAACUCGCAUGGCAGCUUGACCUUUCUCGCAUAAUGAUCAGAAAAUCUGAGGCGUAUGCCAGACUUCACAGUUUCCUCAUAUCUGAGACUGACACAGGUAACAUAACUCGUCAAGAAGCAGUUAGCAUGAUACCACCACUGCUCCUGGAUGUCCAACCACACCAUAAGGUAUUGGAUAUGUGUGCUGCUCCAGGAUCUAAAACGGCCCAGGUAAUGGAGAUGCUUCAUAGGAAAUCAGAUAGUCUUCCAGAAGGUGUUGUGGUAGCUAAUGACGUGGACAAUAAGCGCUGUUAUAUGUUGGUUCACCAAGCGAAACGUCUUCGCUCGACUGCUUGUUUAGUUACGAACCACGACGCUGCUGCUAUGCCCAACAUUUCCAUCACCAAAGAUGAUGGUAGUCUCGAGGUCUUAAAGUAUGACAGGAUUCUUUGUGACGUCCCUUGCUCUGGUGACGGUACGCUGAGAAAAAAUAUAGACUUGUGGAGAAAAUGGAAUGUUGCAAAUGGAAACAGCAUUCAUGGAUUGCAAGCACGAAUAGCAAAACGUGGUGUGGAGCUCCUUGCUAAGGAUGGCAUUCUUGUCUACUCAACGUGCUCUCUUAAUCCACUAGAGGAUGAGGCAGUUGUUGCUAACUUGCUGCUGCAGUGUGAAGGGGCUGUGGAGCUAGUGGAUGUUAGCGAUCGCCUCCCUGGUCUUGUGUGCAGUCCUGGUUUAUCCACUUGGAAAGUAGCUAGCAAAGACUUGACCCUGUACAAUUCUUUUGAAGAAGUACCAGAGUGCUAUCACACUCAGAUUCGACAACAUAUGUUCCCACAGCCACCAGAUGUAUUAGAAAAGCUCCACCUGGAACGAUGCAUCAGAAUAUUACCUCAUCAACAAGACACAGGUGGAUUCUUCGUGGCUGUGCUGAAGAAAACAUCAUGUAGACUUCCUUGGGAAUCGCAGAAGGACGAUAAAAUGAGUAGUCUUUCUGCAGAAUCAGGAGAACCGAAAGCCCUGUCCACCAGUGCUACUAAAGAACCAAUUCCAAGAAAAAGGCGAAGAGUUCUGGGCUACAAAGAAGACCCUUUUGUGUUUCUUAAGCACGAUGACGACAUCUGGAAGGCUGUAAGGGACUUCUACAAGAUUGACGUCAGUUUCCCAAGCACUCAGCUUUUGGGGCGCUGCCAGCAAGAGAAUAAACGCAACAUCUACCUCGUGUCCAAAGCAGUGAAAAACAUUAUUGAAACAAAUAGCGAUAAAAUAAAGGUGAUCAACACAGGCGUGCGGGUCUUCUGUCGAUGCGAGGGAAAGGAGGAGCUAGACUGUAAUUUCAGAUUUUGUCAGGAGGGUCUCGCGACCGUCUUUCCUUACGUUGGGGACAGGAAACUGCAUAUAUCUAAGGAAGACUUUUAUGUGUUGCUUACUGAAGAAUACCCCCUGGAAACACAGUUUUCACCAGAGCUGCAGGAAAAAAUAAAAGAUCUGACAAAGGGUUGUGUCAUCCUGAUAUGCACUGCUUGUCCGGGGACAGCUGAGCAAUUUGACAUCAUUCUUUCCGGACGGAGGGGAAAGGCUACACUUCGGGGCUACGUUGCAAAACAAGAGCGUGUCCAUUACCUGCGCCUGUGUGGUUAUGAUGUGUCAGAGUUUGAAAAACGAGAUAGGAAGAAAAAGACUGAGGAAAAUGCAGCAGAUCAGACAGCCGCAGAAGAGACUGUAAAAGAUAACGAAGAAACUGUUCUGAAGGAAGCACAAGAAGAAAUGUCUGUCUAGUACUACUGUGACAGUAAAUACCGUGGACCAGUA
Messenger RNA from Ornithodoros turicata, 2218 nucleotides. RefSeq names its product RNA cytosine C(5)-methyltransferase NSUN2-like (gene Nsun2). Gene Ontology annotation, molecular function: tRNA binding; tRNA (cytidine-N5)-methyltransferase activity. Bases 89 to 2185 code for a protein of 698 amino acids. NCBI's taxonomy places the organism in Eukaryota, Metazoa, Arthropoda, Arachnida, Ixodida, Argasidae. The transcript has 20 exons. The record is from RefSeq and is a predicted model, not a curated record. Gene Ontology annotation, biological process: tRNA methylation. Gene Ontology annotation, cellular component: cytoplasm; nucleus.